UUCUGACACCCUUCUGUUUUGAAAUAAAAGAGGUUAUGAAAAAUAUUUAAAUGUUCUAUUUAAAGAAAUUGUUAAGAUCUAAAUUUGUAGCUAAUAGUUUUUAUCAAUUUAAAAAUGCGGGAAACACGCAAGUCAACAAGGUUGUCAUCAAGAAUAUACUUCAGGAAGAUUCAAGUGGCAAAAUAACACAUUUUAAACUUUUUCUAUUCUUAAUGACAGGUUACCUCUCUUAUAAGGCAAGUAAAACGUUCUCCUGUGUUCCCGUCGUAAAUGCAGCUACUCUCUUUGGUGGUGCUACUCCUUUAGCUGGUAGGCGAAAACAAUACAACUUUAUUGCAGAUGUAGUUGAAACCUCAGCUCCAGCAGUAGUUUACAUAGAAAUCAAAGAUUCAAGAAAAGUUGAUUUUUUCACUGGAAGGCCAAAAACGAUAUCAAAUGGAUCAGGUUUUAUAAUAGAAGAAAAUGGCCUAAUCCUUACAAAUGCCCAUGUAGUUACAAACAAACCCAAUGCUAAAGUAGAGGUAAAACUCAUAGAUGGAUCAAUUUACAAUGGAGUUGUGGAAGACAUUGAUCUGGUAAGUGAUUUAGCAACGGUGAGGAUUCCAGCAAAGAAACUACCUGUCAUGAAACUGGGAAGUUCAUCAGAUUUGAAACCUGGAGAAUUUGUUGUAGCUAUCGGUAGCCCUUUGGCCCUUAGCAAUACUGUAACCAGUGGUGUAGUCAGUUCCACUCAAAGGGGAUCAGCUGAAUUAGGUUUAGUUGGAAAAGAUAUGCAUUACAUCCAAACAGAUGCUGCCAUUACAUUCGGUAAUUCAGGAGGCCCCUUAGUAAAUUUAGAUGGAGAAGCAAUUGGUGUUAACAGUAUGAAAGUAACGGCAGGUAUUUCUUUCGCAAUACCUAUAGAUUAUGUUAAGGAAUUUCUUAAGACUACGAAAGGUCCUAGAAAGUCAAUUGAUAAGCCCAAGAGGAUAUACAUGGGAAUAACGAUGUUAACGCUUACUCCUCAGAUCAUACACGAAUUGCAACAAAGAGACCAUCAAAUUCCAAGGGAUAUUGAAAGGGGAGUGCUGAUAUGGAAAGUUAUUUAUGGGUCACCAGCACACAAUGGAGGUUUGCGACCAGGGGAUAUUGUAACUCAUAUAGACGGCAAAAGAAUACAGCACUCAAAUGAUGUAUAUGGAAUUUUAGCUGAAAGUAAAUCAAGAGAACUGAAUAUAUCUGUGAACAGAAGUGGAAAAAAUAUCAACCUAACGGUUAUUCCAGAAGAUUUUAGCUAGAUAGAAUUUGUUAUUAAACGAUACUUUGUAUUAGUUUUAUUAUAUUUUAUAUUAGUU
Molecule: messenger RNA, 1334 nt
Organism: Diabrotica virgifera virgifera (western corn rootworm)
Lineage: Eukaryota; Metazoa; Arthropoda; Insecta; Coleoptera; Chrysomelidae
Product: serine protease HTRA2, mitochondrial
Exons: 4
Coding region: 51-1277 (408 amino acids)
Biological process (GO): positive regulation of apoptotic process; programmed cell death; proteolysis
Molecular function (GO): protein binding; serine-type endopeptidase activity
Source: RefSeq, a predicted model, not a curated record